GAACUACAACUACGGAACCGUCGGUAAAGAGCUCAAGGUCGAUCUCUUAAGCCAUCCGGAAUAUCUUGAACAGAAUGCAACCCUGGCCUUCCAAGCUGCCAUGUGGAGGUGGAUGACCCCAAUAAAAAAGAAGCAGCCUUCAGCUCAUGAUGUGUUUGUUGGCAACUGGAAGCCCACCAAAAAUGACACCCUAGCUAAAAGACUCCCUGGCUUCGGGACUACCAUGAAUGUUCUCUACGGGGACUUGGUUUGUGGUCAGGGCUCUGCUGAUUCCAUGAACAACAUCAUAUCCCACUAUCAAUAUUACCUUGACUUGAUGGGCGUAGGCCGGGAGUUAUCUGGCGAUAAUUUGGAUUGCGCCGAGCAACAGGCCUUCAAUCCAUCUGCCGAAAAAAGUUCUAGUUCCUGAGCUAAGAAGGGAAGAAGCUACCGAAGUCUAGCGACAACUCAAUGAGGAUGCUAUAGAUAAAUGGUUGUGCCACGAUACACCAUAUUUCGUGCUUUCUUUUUUUUUUUCCUAUUUAAGUGUGAAGAUUUAUAUUGGAGUUGGAUGUUGGAUAUAUAAGCGGUUGAUUGAGCUUUCUUUUUUUCCUCUUUUCUGUAGCUCCGUUUGUAAAUCAUUACUUCAUGCUGGAAUUCCAAUGCAUGCGGUUAUCAUGUAUCUUCAAGAAUGUUCCUAAAACCUGUGGACAUUGUUCUCACCUUUUGUGAAGAUGUAAUAUUUGUGUGCACUAUGCAACUUUGAUGACACUUGCAUUACUAUAUAUAAUAUGAAUUUUUGUGUGUA
Elaeis guineensis (African oil palm) is the source of this 787-nucleotide messenger RNA. NCBI's taxonomy places the organism in Eukaryota, Viridiplantae, Streptophyta, Magnoliopsida, Arecales, Arecaceae. The record is from RefSeq and is a predicted model, not a curated record.